Messenger RNA from Exophiala xenobiotica, 2989 nucleotides. RefSeq lists its product as hypothetical. The record is from RefSeq and is a predicted model, not a curated record. Gene Ontology annotation, cellular component: GID complex; extrinsic component of membrane. NCBI's taxonomy places the organism in Eukaryota, Fungi, Ascomycota, Eurotiomycetes, Chaetothyriales, Herpotrichiellaceae. Gene Ontology annotation, biological process: protein targeting to vacuole; proteasome-mediated ubiquitin-dependent protein catabolic process; protein catabolic process in the vacuole. The coding region runs from base 926 to 2824 and encodes 632 amino acids. The transcript has 2 exons.
GGCAACUCGCCUAUUCAACUCUUUACCUUGGCUUCACGAGCCAUUAUCGGCUGUGCAAUCGGCGUGUAUAUGUUUACCACAGUAUAGGCCUUUUUCUGUCCGUGGCGCAUGCAGACACCUUUGCUUGAGGAACAAUUUCAUCGCAUUCCAGAGUCUUGGAUGACCACGGUAGGCACUGUCUGCAACGUCAUUGGACGCAUCGAGACUGCAUCUUCGCAGCUGUUACGAACCCUCCUCCAGACCGUGGUGGAACACAGCUCAAUCUCGUUCGGCGACUGAGGGACAACUGCACCUCGCCUCGACGUCGACGUCGACCUCGAUUCCACCCACCAUCCUCCUUGGACAGGCUUGAUCAAUGCCGCCAGCACACCCUCCGUCUGUAAGAACACCAUUUCUCUCAAUUUAGCUCUAUCAGUGGUUAAAAAGGCAUACGUCUUGGUUCGAGAUACCCAGCCGCGACACACACCACCUUCCCCCUCGUCAUCCAUCUCGCUACGGCCAGUCCUUCUACCCUUCUAGACAUUGUCUCAGCAGUCUUUAGCAGACAUCCUGAUGACUUGACUUACUUACCAUCCUGCAGGAAUCCCGCCCAUCGAGUCCUCCUUCUUCUCUUGAGCGCAUACUUGAAAUCCAACAAGCCAUCUCCAGAGACGCCGCUCAUUUGGCCGCUACCGCGAGGCACCGGCAUAAUACUCAACAAGUUGGGAGCGGCCCAUCUCGACAGAACGGGUCGUCCGGACUUUUCGCCGCACUUGCCGCUGCGGUUACCCUUUCUAGGCAGCCCGAUGAAGCCCGACGACCGCCUGCUGGAGGGGAGAACAAUGCCAACUUGGGCCCAGGAGGAGACCAAAUAUUGGCCAGAGCAAGGUGGCUGGCAGAGGGGGAGCAUCGGAACACCUCUGCCGAGGACCAACAUCCAGCCAUCAUGCAGGACCAGACGCCGACGAGAGAAAGUGACGAGACCGAAGAUGACUUUGGCCGAACGAGCACUGCAGGCACCGAUGACUACCUCGUCGCAAGACGAGAUCUAGAGCGUUUAGAAAGAGCCCUCGCCCGUCAACGCGCAGCCAGGAAUGGCCUCGUGAGGACCGGAAGGGCAGCCGAAUUAGGUGUUGUGCCCACUGCCAGCGCCCUAAGAGCGUAUUGGCACGAGGAACCUAACAGCAAUGACAACAGCGGGUCUUCAACCACAACAGCGUCUCAACAUCAAGACCGCAUCUCGGCUCAAGAAUGGCGAAAUGACGAAUACACCCGACUAUACGACGAAGCCUAUACUAUCUCCCACAGCAAUCCCCCAAGGCAGGACCGACACAAGAAGACUGGGGCGUUUGAUCGAGUACGGAACUCUAUCCGAUAUCUCUCUCAGCUGAGACACACUGGGGUAGAAGGUGGUCUGCAAUUGGCCAGACAGCUCGACUUGGACUCCUUGUAUGAGUCUCCUGAAUCAAACACACCCUGCGACCUACCAAUGCACGUUAACAGCUUGCCCAUUCCACAGUACAGCUCAUGGCUAGCGCCGGGAAUGGUCUGGAAUGGUCUACAGUCGACAGACAGGGAUCCUACUCAGGGCACAGCCACUUGGGCAUCGCAAGCUCGUCGAGACAGGCAGCGAGCCAUCUUCCGUCAUACCCUCGCUCGGAGAAGGGAAGCAAUUCAAGAAGAAAUCGAGGGAUUACCAGGCUCUCUGAUGGACUCUGAACGAUACUUAUCUGACCUGCUGCAAGACAGCAAUGGUCGAUGGGGCUUUUCUCAAGAAUCACCAUCACCUCGAUCUGCGUUGUCGCCCCCUCAGUCCUCCGAGUCCGAUCACUGGCCGGUCAAGGUGACCAUUCACUCAGUGGAUUACGAUACAAUGACCCUAACGGGGACAAUGUCGGCGAGCCACAUGCCCGAGAAAAUAUCACCUUCACACCUAUCCACUACGGAGUCACCCCAGUCGGCGACCAGUAUGUCCUCAUAUUUUACGGGCGAAAUCAUUGAUUUCCGAAGGCAACCCCUAGAAACUGAACCUGACGGCCGAAACUACCGGGUAGGCGGCCUCGACAUUGAUGCAAGCUACUGGGCCCGGCUAGGUCCGUUCAGAAAGGAGAUCGAAUAUGUCAGGAACCUGCGCGGCAGGGCUAGGAAUGAAUACCAGCAGGACAGCAAUCUUUGGAACGCCUUCCGCAAGACUGCCGGAGACGAGGGCGACUACAAGGAGUCGAAUACACAACACAAUGACCACCCCGACACGGCCAUGACUGUGGGCGAUAGCCAAGCUGGGCCUUUGAUGACGGAAAAUGAAGACAGCCCGGAAAUUGAGGAUGAUAAGAUCAUGGCUCGCUGUCUAGGAAGCGCGAGAUGGCUCGAUGAGAAAGUCGGCAAGGAGUGGAUACUUAUGAGAUGGAAAGAGCGGUGCUUUGUCAACCCGACCGGCCAGUCGCCGCAGAAUCAUAGUCAGACAAGAAGAAUUCUGACGACCACAUCCUCCUCAUACUCGCCGUAUGCUGGACGUUCCCCUGACCCGGGCACAAAUGCUUGGAGCGGCACUGGUACUGGCACGUCCUGGGGUUUGACCAUCUCGGGAUUCUACUAUAUCGCUCUCAAUAGGCUUACGGGCGAGAUUGAUGGUCUUUACUAUGACCCCGGUUCUCAACCCUAUCAAGCAUUGAGAAUGGUGCCCGAGGGCAUGUCGAUGCAGGACCAGAAGCCAAAGCUGGGAAGUUCCGAUCUGGAUUCGGCCAGUGAGCGGACAAAUUGCAAUCACGUUUGCGGAUGCAUCGACCCGAUCUGCAACGAAAGAGUAGGAUUGAAGAAGUGGUUUCCUUCCAUGGACCUUCGCUGAGCGAGACCUUGCAGCAAUAGGGCAGAGGAAGUCUAGUAUGCUUAAUGACUUGAGUCGAAGAGCAGGUUCCCUUAUCGUGGUAUACUGGUUGAGUAUGACGGGAAAGUACUUGCGAUAAGUAAUCAAAGAUUAAACGUAGGCUUACGUUUACGUUGAUAACCUUGA